UUCCGGUUCUGAACCCUCUAAUUAUGGAUACUUAAAGUCGCCAUUUCCUUCUCGAUCUUUAUUUAUUUAUUCUUUAGACAUUUAUUGCUGAGGCUGAUUGCUCGCUUUUGUACAUUUUAUUAUUGUUAAACGCUUAUUACUGUGUGGAGUCGUGGGAAAGUAAAAAAAGAAUUUAAAGUGCACCCGGAAGUUAUUAAGGUGCUCGUUCUUUUUGACUGGAAGGAUUGAUUAUAUGCGCUACAAUGUGGACAGACAAGCAAAGAGGAAUCCGACUUUCUCAGGAAGAGCUUCUGUGCAAAAACUCCUGUGGCUACUAUGGUAACCCUGCAUGGCAAGGCUUUUGCUCCAAGUGCUGGAGGGAGCGAAUGCGGUCCUCUGAAGCCCACAGACAAGACGCCAGGCCGAGCAGUGAUGCAACUCCGCCGACCUUCUCAAAAUUUGAGGAGAAGAAAAAUAUGGAGAAGAGCCGUCGUAUCAACACCAUGAGGAGACUCUUCUGGGGUGGUCCGUCCCCUCCUAAGCAAGAGCCUUCCGAUAGCCACAUGAGUGUGCUAAAAGCCUUCCAGAACCUCCAACCAGGAGACUUUACCGGCUUCCUAAAGGUACUCCGAAGCCCGUCCUCCCAGCGGCUGCAGUCCAGAUGCACAACCUUCCUGAAUACGAUGGAAGCUUACCAUGAUCUGCCGGUACAGAAGCAGUCGGACCUUGUGCAAGAUUUCUACCAGUCCUAUGCAGAAUAUUUCAGCAGUUUUUCAGAAGCUGAGCUCACGCAGACCAUGGAGCACGUGGAGAAGCUCAUCAUGACCCGCUUGCACAAAUGGGUCUUCUGCCAUGACAGCUGUGAUGACGAACAGAAGGACCUGGCUCUUCAAAGGAGGAUACGUUCUUUAACCUGGGUCACCCCACAGAUGCUCAGUGUGCCUUUUCCUGAUGUACAGAGUUCAAUCACAGGCGACCCCUUUCUUCCUGCAAUAACAGCCAUUAUAGAGAUGGAUGCCAAGCGGGCUCCACAGGACAAACUGGUGUGUGUGUCGAAGUGCAGCCAGCACGUCUUUGAGGCACUCUCCAACUCCAACAGCGAGCCGGCCAACGCCGACGACUUCCUGUCUGCCCUGGUGUACGUGGUACUCAAGGCCAACCCGCCUCGCCUGCACUCCAACAUGCAGUACGUCAUCCGCUUUGGCCUCCCUCACAGUCUCAUGGCCGGAGAGAGCGGAUACUAUUUCACCAACCUGUCUUGUGCGGUGGCCUUCAUAGAAAAACUGGACGGACCAGCCCUUAAUCUGAGCCCGGCCGAGUUUGAAGGUUACAUGAGGCACCGACGGGGCCCGGGCGCCGCAGGAAGCGCGAGGCAGCAGGUGGCGGAAGCGACUCAGCACCUGUUGGACGAGCUGACAUGCCGGCAGGAGAAGCUGGACCGCGGCGUGGAUGCGCUCAACAUACAGCUGCAGAAGUGGGUGCAGACGGUUCAUUCCCAGUUGGACGAGGCUGCCUCCCAGUUCUCCACGGUGCAGAAGGACCCGACGGAGUCGUCGUUAUUGUCUCCGGAUUCUGCGCCAACGGGAGAAGAUCUCAAAGAGCAGGUGGUGCUUACUGAUCAAUAUGCGGGGCCGAAUGAUUCGGACUGUUAAUCAGAACCUCCCAUCUGGUACGUGAUUAUUUUUUUUCCUCACCCAAAUCCUCGGCACUGAUGUUUAUAGUGUUAUAGUGAUUGUCAUGAUGAAGGAUAGCACAGAGCACACACACGGUGGUGAGGGCGGAGCUUAUAGUUACACUUUCUAUGCAUGAAUGAUUUGCACUUGGUUCCUAACGUGUGACAAUGAAGGCACCUAUCAACACAUUCCAGUGUAAUUACCAGCAAUACUGUAAUAAGCACUCAGGUUCCCCCCGCCUCCCACAUUAACAAUCUUAACCAGUGUGCCUAUAUAAAAAUGUGAAAUUAAUAUGAAAAAAUGUUCUAGAGUCUAUUUUACAAACUUUUAACUUUACAUGUUGGAACAUGAAGUAACCCACCUUUAAUGGAUUUACAGUCUAUGCUAGUGUGCAGGUACACUUUAUUUACACAUUGUUAGGAAAACCAAAGUAGGGUUGUUUCAUAAUAAAUGAUGAUAUAUUAAACUUGAUAUGUGAUAAAAUGUGUUUUGUAGUUUUUUUUUUCGAGAGAGCAAAAUGUUCCAACAGGCAAGCAGAAAAAUAUUUCGAUUAUUUAUUUAUAUCUGUAUAAGGUCAAAGUAAUUUGGUUUUUAAACAUUCUGUCUCCUUUAAAAUGAACCUGCCACAAAUUCUGGACUGUUCACAUUUGGGGAAGAGUUACUUAUAAAAUCAGCAGGGAAUCAAAUACUUGUUUCCCCCACUGCACAAUAUAUAUAUUGGUCGCCAGCCAAUCACAGGGCACAUACAUACAUACAUACAUACACACAUAUAUAUAUUACUGAGUCAGUUGUUUGUAUUUUUAAAAGGUU
Messenger RNA from Doryrhamphus excisus (bluestripe pipefish), 2462 nucleotides. RefSeq names its product rab5 GDP/GTP exchange factor-like. Gene Ontology annotation, molecular function: zinc ion binding; DNA binding; guanyl-nucleotide exchange factor activity. Gene Ontology annotation, biological process: vesicle-mediated transport. The record is from RefSeq and is a predicted model, not a curated record. Gene Ontology annotation, cellular component: endocytic vesicle; cytosol. Lineage: Eukaryota; Metazoa; Chordata; Actinopteri; Syngnathiformes; Syngnathidae.